Molecule: messenger RNA, 1171 nt
Organism: Coregonus sp. 'balchen'
Lineage: Eukaryota; Metazoa; Chordata; Actinopteri; Salmoniformes; Salmonidae
Source: the annotation of a GenBank genome assembly
AUGCUGCGUUCAGCUGUGCGGCGCUUCGGUGAUGAUCUGAACAGCAUCAGCUCUGUGAUUAAGGAGCGCACUGUGUGAGGACCCUUCUGUCCCCUUUCUCUUGCCAUCCACAUUUGUUCUAUCCUGCCACACUUUCACUCUCUUUCUCCCUCUCUAUCUCUUAUCAUACUGCACCCACUCUUACCUGUCUUUUACCACGCUUUCAGCCAUUGAUCUUUCAUCUUUACUGCCUUCUUUCUAAAGAAGACAUCUGGUGGGGUUGAUAGCGCUGUUGGCUAAUUAUCUAGUUUACAAUGUAUACAUCCUGUGUGUCAACUUGUAUGAAAACCACAUUACCAAUAUGUUGCCUCUCCUAUGUUUAAUGCAGAGCCCAGAUAAAGACAACAGUGAAGAGGAAACUGUAUGAGGACAGCAGGAUGCCCCUCUCCUCCGACUCCCCCAAAAAGACCACCAAGAAGACCACGGUCACCAUUGCAGCUGCACCAGCACCCGUGGCUCCCACAGUCAUCGCUGUGCCCACCUCACAGGUUGUCUUGACAACAGGGCUUCAGAGCCCCUCCCCUAUGCCCCCAGCCAUCAAGAAACAGAAAACAGCAGGUGAGUGGAAUGAUACAGGCCUUUACCUCAAGGGGCAGGGAUUGUGUGAUGAGUAUGGCUUGUAUACAGAAUUUAGUAGACUAGAUUUUCAUCCAUAGUCAAAAGACCAAGACAUUUUUGUGGAAAUGACUUGAACCCUUUUCGAAUCGAUACUUCUGAUGCAUUUACUCCAAGCAUUGGCUACUUUGAAUGUGCAAGUUUACUAACAUAUUACAUGUUUUCCCUGUCUGUGUGUGUUCUCUGUCCGUGUGUAGAUGUGACGCUCAGUGCUCUGAAUGACUUGGAUGUUAACAGUGACCUGGUGGACAUUGAGGGACUGGGAGAUGGAUCCAACACCAAGAAGCUCAACUUUGAUCAAGGUGAAUAAUAUUAUCAGCUCCAUCACUGGCUCUCAAUCAACAUGGUUCACAUUGUGGCGUUAUGCUGAAGUCAAAGGUAUUUAGCUGAAAAGAUAGUUGGCUUCAUCUGUUCUCUGUUUUAAAUAUGUGUGGCUCAUCUUGUUUUCCCAGAGAGCCUCAACCUGGACUCCAGCCUCAUUAUGAACUCCAGUGACUUGCCCCUCCUGUCUCGCUGA